UUUGUUUUUCUAGCAACAUGGCGACGUCCCUGAUCUGCGGCCGGUUAUCGGCUGGAUUGAGGAAUUCCGGGUCUAGGACGGCUCUCAGUUCUGCAACUAAGGUGCUUGGCGGGACGUCCGGCCUGUUUGGGAGACCACAGCAGCAGCCCCUGCAGCAGCAGCAGCAGAGGAGCCUCUCCCUGCAUGAGUACCUCAGCAUCGGCCUGCUGAAGGAGGCGGGCAUCUCGGUCCCCGCGGGCAUGGUGGCCAGCACGCCGGAGGAGGCCUACUCUGUCGCCAAGCAGAUCGGUUCCAAGGACCUGGUGGUAAAAGCGCAGGUUCUGGCGGGAGGCAGAGGGAAGGGCACCUUCGAGGGCGGUCUGAAGGGAGGAGUGAAGAUCGUUUACUCGCCCGAGGAGGCCCGUGAUAUCUCCUCUCAGAUGAUUGGGAAGAAGCUGUAUACCAAGCAGACAGGAGAGCAGGGCCGUAUCUGCAACCAGGUGUUCAUCUGUGAGCGCAGGUACCCCCGCAGGGAAUACUAUUUCGCCAUCACCAUGGAGAGGUCCUAUCAGGGCCCGGUGUUGAUUGGCAGCUCUCAGGGAGGCGUGAACAUUGAGGAUGUAGCAGCAGAGAACCCUGACGCCAUUGUGAAGGAACCCAUUGACAUCAUUGAGGGCAUCAAAAUGGAGCAGGCUGUCAAGGUGGCACAGAAGAUGGGAUUCCCUCCCAGUUUGAUAAACGAGGCAGCUGAGAACAUGAUCAAACUCUACAACGUCUUCAUCAAGUACGACGCUUCCAUGGUGGAGAUCAACCCCAUGGUGGAGGACUCCUCAGGCAUUGUGAUGUGCAUGGAUGCCAAGAUCAACUUCGACUCCAACGCAGCGUACCGCCAGAAGAGGGUGUUUGACAUGCAAGACUGGUCACAGGAGGACGCCCGUGACCGGCAGGCGGCCAAGGCUGACCUUAACUACAUCGGGCUGGACGGCACCAUCGGCUGUCUCGUAAAUGGGGCUGGUCUGGCCAUGGCCACAAUGGACAUCAUCAAACUCCAUGGGGGCACUCCCGCCAACUUCCUUGACGUUGGGGGCGGAGCCACAGCGCACCAAGUGACAGAGGCAUUCAAGCUCAUCACCUCAGACAAAAAGGUGCAGGCUAUCCUGGUAAAUAUUUUUGGAGGUAUCAUGAGGUGUGACGUCAUCGCACAGGGGAUCAUCAUGGCUGUGACAGAUCUUGAUCUUAAAAUACCCAUAGUUGUUAGAUUGCAAGGAACGAGAGUUGACGAUGCAAAAGCACUCAUUGCUGCUAGCUCCCUCAAGAUCCUGGCCUGCGACGACCUGGACGAAGCUGCAAAAAUGGUUGUAAAGCUUUCUGAAAUUGUCUCUUUGGCAAAAGAGGCCCAGGUGGAUGUGAAGUUUCAGCUCCCGAUUUAAACCCUCCUGGCUCACGCAGCAAGAGGACCUCCUAGCUGUGGAGAAUUAUCCCUCCAAACAUCAUUCAGUCCUACAGUUUAUUUUGUGUCAUUUUUGUUUUGUUUCAUUUUGUUUGGUGGUAUGAUCUCAUCCGCUGUUACAUAGGCUGUAUGCAACAGACUUCCUUUCAGUAUCUCCAUGUCUCUCCUGUGUUUGCAGAUGUAUCUGCCUGAGGUUUAGUAAGGCAGUGCUUCCCUGACAAGAGUAGCUUAUCAUGUCCUGUCUGCUGUGUCAUGUUCAAAGCUUAAACUGUUCAAGCAGAUACCUUAUGUCAUACUCCCAAAUGUCACAUCGCUCAGAUUGGUUCAUCAUUAGUUGCUCCUUUUUUUAGCUUUUAAAGGCAGAAUAUAAAUUGGGAAUAUUUAUGAUGAUUUAAAUUAUAAACUGAAUGGGUUCACACUAAGAUAUGUCAUUAAGGCUGGUUCUCCAUGUGACAGGAAGUGAGAUGUGUAAAUCCGUUGAUCCCUUUCAUUUUAAAGUAUAGGUGUCACAUUAGCCACACACACUGUCCCCAGUGGCUUAGCACCGUGUAACACAUGUAGACACACCCGAGCUCCCUCUAGGGAACAAAGCUGGUCUCUUCUGGUGUUUUUGGAGAAUUAGUACUUCAGCCCUAGUGUUUUGGUCAGGAGUGACAGGGAUCAUGCUGGUUGAAGGUAGCGUUACUGUAGGUCACCCCGCAUUGGGAGUGCCUUUUCUGGUGUCGAACUGAAGUAAAAGAAGAUGAGAUGGGGGUGAAACUUGAAUAUGGUAUGCUGAAAUAACAGUAUCAGCAUAUGGGACUAAGCAAGACUAUUGAUUGUAAAGGAGAUGUACCUUUCAGCUACAUCAACUAAAGGUAAUUUGUAAAUUUGACUUUCAGUACUUCCACUUUUGAAAAGGAUGCCUGUUGUUUGAAUUCAGCUGAAAAGAAAUAGGUACUUCUGUAGACAGCUACAGUAUUAAUAUUUGUGCUUCUGUUGCCACUGUAGAAAAUUUUGGACAGAAAGCUUUUCAGGAGCAUACUCAAUUAAUUAUAUUGAAUGGUUAUCUUAGUGAUAAUGUGAAAUCACUCUUCAAGUCCUUAAAAUCACACUCUUUAAAUCUUUAGAAUCUUUAAAGAUUGGAAUGUAUUGUAAAAUAUACAGAUGUAACAGUAUUUACGACAGUAGGCAUUUCCAAAACUUGCAUUUCAUUUUUAUUGGUCCUUCUCUUACUGUCUAAUUAUAAAUCAUGGACACACAAGGUUGUGGCACCCUUCUGAUGUUUGAUGCUUUUAAAAAUGUAUUUGAAUUGCCAAAUUUUUUGAAAAGCCGGUGGGCUCUCAGGAAAUCCUUGCAGCUGGAAUACCGUAUUUAAUAAGAGAAAGGUGGACUGUGGAACUGUUUCACUGUGGGUGCCUGACAGCACUGUUCUCUCCAUACACCCCCACCAUCGUGGCCAGUGAAAGCUCCUUGUGUCCCUGUCUUGCCACCGUUUCAACCAAAACCUUCCUGUUCACCUGUUAAUGUUUGACUCGGCUGCUGUGAAGAGCAUUAAGAACGCACAUUUUUUUUUUUUUUUUUUUUUGGAACUACUGCUCUCAUCCCAUGACCCUCCAAAAAACACUUUACACAAAUUGUAAGAAUGAUUUUUCUUGUAAAUAUCAAGACCACCUUUCUCUUCUGUAAAAUAUUUAAGCCUCUCUCGGAGGGUGGGGCGAAAAGAAAAUAUUAAAUGCA
Messenger RNA from Megalops cyprinoides (Indo-Pacific tarpon), 3148 nucleotides. Its product is annotated as succinate--CoA ligase [ADP-forming] subunit beta, mitochondrial. The transcript is spliced from 11 exons. Gene Ontology annotation, biological process: succinyl-CoA metabolic process; tricarboxylic acid cycle. Lineage: Eukaryota; Metazoa; Chordata; Actinopteri; Elopiformes; Megalopidae. The record is from RefSeq and is a predicted model, not a curated record. Gene Ontology annotation, cellular component: succinate-CoA ligase complex; mitochondrion. Gene Ontology annotation, molecular function: succinate-CoA ligase (ADP-forming) activity; ATP binding; metal ion binding. Bases 18 to 1409 code for a protein of 463 amino acids.